AAUUCUUACUCAUUUCAGAAUAGGAAUUAAAGGAUAUUGGGAUUUAAGUAAAGGAAUAAAGACCUCAAAUAACAAAACAGAAUUUCAGGUAACGAAUUUGAUACCGCAUACCGAAUACUCUUUUAUAGUAAUGGCAGUUAAUAUCAUUGGAGAAAGCGAACCUAGCAAACCGUCUUUAUCUGUACUUACGCUAAUGGAAGUUCCGGUCGGAAAACCCGUCGUCACCAAUGCUUACGGUGUUGGCAGUUCGUCCAUCCGUCUACAUUGGGUGCCACCGUCACAGUCGACCAUAUACGGAGAGUUUUCCGGAUACCGCAUCACAUUCAGGUUCCGGGAUAAACCGGAAGAGAAGAAAGUUAUUGUAAUUCGUGAUCCCAUCAUUAGAGACUUUACCAUCAACAACUUGGCAACGUUUACUCGGUACAUAAUAUCGGUACAAGUGUUUAAUCCCAGAGGAGAAGGCCCUUCGACUAGCGUAGGAGUUAAAACGGGCGAAGGAGUUUCGAGUGCACCUUCAAAUUUUACUGCCGUGGGAAUCACGGAUAAUUCGAUUCGGCUGAAAUGGAAUGGACCGGAAAAGCCCAACGGUAUUAUACGAGGGUAUAAAAUAUAUAUUGUUCACUUCGUUCGCAAUCUCACGAAAAUUAAUAAGCUGACCAUUCACCAUCCCGAAAACUUCGAACAGGUUCUGUAUAACUUGAAUCCGUUUACUCGAUACAGCAUCUGGAUUAGAGCAUAUAAUUGGAAAAUGGAAGGAGAUUCAAGCAAGACGUUAGAAAUACAAACCGACGUGAGAAGUCCGAGCGCACCAAACAUUACAAACCUGACGUGUAUAUCUGUAAAUAAACUGUAUUUACAAUGGAAAAGACCGCAGAUCGUCUACGGUAACGUCGAUUAUUACACGAUAUAUUAUCGAUCGGAAAAUUUCGAGGAUUUUCGAGAAGUGGUGACGACACCGUCUUACGAUAAGAAAGGCCACGCCACGAUUAUUCCUAAUUUGACUGAGAACACGUCGUACGAAGUUAAAGUCCGAGGAGUGUGUCGCAGCGUGGUUGAAAGAAGUAAAUUAUAUAAAGGUCGGUUUUCCCCGUCAUGGAAAGUAAUUGUUCAAAAUAACUGUCGAGGUGUCCUCGGAUCGCUACACGACGAUAAACCAGCGAGCGCGAGAAAAAUUACGGACGAUGUCUGCUUUGCGUGUUUAAUGUUGCUGUAUAUUGUAUCGUUUUGUAUAUGGAGGUGAGUUGUAAAUAUGCCGUGCGUCGAUGAUAGCGAUUAUUGCCUUUAUGUAAAUUUGUAUUUUAUUUUUAUGAUAAAGAAAAAAACAUUAAAUUAUCGAAA
This is a messenger RNA of Centruroides sculpturatus (bark scorpion), 1338 nucleotides long. Its product is annotated as protein sidekick-2-like. The record is from RefSeq and is a predicted model, not a curated record. Gene Ontology annotation, molecular function: protein binding. The transcript is spliced from 8 exons. Bases 131 to 1240 code for a protein of 369 amino acids. NCBI's taxonomy places the organism in Eukaryota, Metazoa, Arthropoda, Arachnida, Scorpiones, Buthidae.